CCUUCUCCUCCUGUUCUCUCCUUGCAGCGCGCGCCGCCAUUUGUCUUUUUUGUUUUUUCCCUUUUGGCGUUUCGGCGUUUGAAAAAGCAAGUUACAAAUAAAAUAAAUAGUCACCUUGUUCCUUCUUCUCGUCGAUUUCAUUAUACGUAAAUACACACACUUACGGUUGGAAGAUGCUACCGUCGCUUUCGAUGGUUGAUACCUGCUCUCUCUCUUCCGCUUUCGACUCGCUCUUUGCCUGCUCAACAUCCACCAUGCCCGACACAUCUACGCUCGACGCUGCCUUGGCCUUUUCCACAGUCGACGACUCGGUCCUCUCCCAACACGUUGAACUCACCUCCUUUGUCGUCCUCUUGCUCUGGAACAGAAUACCAUUGGACGUCCUAUUGCAAAUUUGGUCUACACCCGAUAUCGGAGGCCAUGUAAAGUUUCGAAAUUUCGUGCAAGGGCUCUUGUCCGCCACCAAAGUGUCCUCUUCGGUCGUGGUCUUGGCACUAAAGUACCUCCAACGCAUCGCCCGCUCCCGCCACACCUUGGAUAAAGACUCGCAUCUCCUUGGCGAAAACUCGGCUCAGAUCGCCCUGCUCGUCUCGCUUGUCCUCGCAAACAAGUUUGCAGACGAUGAGCGAUUCACAAAUUCCGCUUGGGCCACUGUCGCCAACGUGCCUAUUGAAACCCUCAACACGGCAGAGCUCGAAGCUCUGUUUGCCAUCAACUUUAAUCUCCAAGUUAAUGAAGUAGAAUACACGGCGUGGAUCACACGCCUAUCUCACUUUGCUUCCGAGGCAGCGUCUGCCUAUGAACGCCAGGAACUCAAAAAGCAACAGGCGCUAUCACAUCACUGCUACCUCCCCUCCCCCGUCUCGCCACCUCCCAUCUCUCAGGACUAUUACCCUCGCGCCGCAGAAUCCUCCGUUCCCCGUUCCGCGCGAGCCUAUCCCACACCCUUGUCAACAAUAACACCACAACCACCACCAUCAUCAGCAACAACACCACAUUCAUUUGGAAGUCAGUGGGCUCCCACUGUCUCCACCUAUGGAUGGCAAGAUACGCUGUUUAAAGGAAGCAUGCAUGGUGGACAGAUGGUGAUGGGCCAUUGAGAUCCUGUUUGAUUAGAAUCUUCUUUUACGAAAUGUAUAUUUAAUGAGAUACCCGCGCGAACAAAACAAAAUCUCUUUCUGCCUUAGUUAUUAUCACUGAACAUGUGGUGGUGGGUGGAUUGGACAGAACUUGUAAAUAAUAGAAAGAAUGGUUACAUACAACACACUUUUUGGCAAUAUCUCUA
Messenger RNA from Spizellomyces punctatus DAOM BR117, 1285 nucleotides. RefSeq lists its product as uncharacterized. The coding region runs from base 174 to 1100 and encodes 308 amino acids. Gene Ontology annotation, molecular function: cyclin-dependent protein serine/threonine kinase regulator activity; protein kinase binding. The transcript has a single exon. The record is from RefSeq and is a predicted model, not a curated record. NCBI's taxonomy places the organism in Eukaryota, Fungi, Chytridiomycota, Chytridiomycetes, Spizellomycetales, Spizellomycetaceae. Gene Ontology annotation, biological process: regulation of cyclin-dependent protein serine/threonine kinase activity. Gene Ontology annotation, cellular component: nucleus; cyclin-dependent protein kinase holoenzyme complex.